Messenger RNA from Blastomyces dermatitidis ER-3, 8916 nucleotides. RefSeq names its product acetyl-CoA carboxylase. The transcript has 5 exons. The record is from RefSeq and is a predicted model, not a curated record. Gene Ontology annotation, molecular function: ATP binding; acetyl-CoA carboxylase activity; metal ion binding. Bases 1310 to 8188 code for a protein of 2292 amino acids. NCBI's taxonomy places the organism in Eukaryota, Fungi, Ascomycota, Eurotiomycetes, Onygenales, Ajellomycetaceae. Gene Ontology annotation, biological process: fatty acid biosynthetic process.
UUUCGAUGACUUUUUAGAGGUAUUUUGCGUUGGGGAAAACGUCAUUUUAUUUGAGCUCAACAAAAAUAUUCGCUGGGCUGGGCGUCGCCGCAAUUUUUCUUUUGUUGUGCCUCUUCCCAGCUCUUUUCCUUUUGCAUGGAAAUGGAAAUAAUUAUUAAUGGAACUCGUAUGCACCCACCGUCUAUUUGUCCCUACUUGUCUAUCUGUUCUCUGUUUUGGCGGGAGCUGCGAGGGAUCAAUUAAUAUUUAUUAUUGCUCGUUGCUGGGGCUUGGAAUUUGCGCGGGUGGAAGUUUGGGUGAAGCUGUUGCUAGCCCGAAUAGGGAAGGUUGCCUUCAAGGGGCGAAGAGGAUAGUUCGAAACUUGCCUAAUUGGGCUUUGGCUUGUAUUUGGAUUUGGAUGGGGGAACACUGAAUACAAGUUGCCAAUACGAAUAAUACAAGGAACAAAUACAUUGGGACUGAUUUAUAGAACAGCUUUCUGUGUAGCUGUAGACUCAUGGAUGGUGUAUGGUAUGCAAAGAUCAUCCGAUGUCACGGAGCAGAUUUUCACUUCAUAGGCACUUGCAGUGUAUAAUUCUCCCGCUGAAUCUUUGGAUGUUAAAGCUUGAAACAACCUGGUAUUGUUUGUUCUGCCGCAACCCAAUUUCUGGGUUAUCGAUAAGAGCCAAAAGUACUCCGUAUCCUACCUACCUCAGAGAUCGCCUUGAAUACCAGCCCAAUACCAAUCUUACGAGACAUGACAUGUUGAACCUUUCCCUGUUCGUUGGCUUCAACUUACUUCUUUUUUUCUCUAACCGCUGUCCUUUUGGCCUUUCUCCUUCAACUUCAAACUUCACUCUUCACUCUUCACUCUUCACUCUCCAUUCUUCUUCCGCGUGAGAAAUUCAUUUGAUCCUGCCUGUUAAUUCCUCCUUAAUUUGCUCUCUCGUCUCUCCUUCAUUCGUUGAGAGACGUUUUUCGCACUCCUCCCAUCUUUCUCCCCUAAUCUCCGAAGAAGCUCGUUCUCUACUCGGUUGUCUCGUCCAUGCGCGCUGGAAGGGAUCAGGCGUUGAAUUGCUAGGCCGUGUUGGAUUUCUUUUCUUUCCGUUUUAAUUUUCUAAAUAUAUCAGCCUCCAUAAAACGCUUUUACAGUCGACAAACCCUUCAAAAAGGAAAAAGAAAAGAGUGUGACCGGGGAUCGACAACCUCCCCCCAAAUCGAUCCACGUGCUUUUGUUUACCCGCCCUUGUCGAAACGCACGAAGACCUCCGUCGCGUUUUCCAUCUGUUUCAUGAAUAGCUGGAAAUAAUAUAUUAUUUACGCCGUCAUCAUGGGGGUCUCAAACGGAUCGUCCAGCGUCAAUGGCUUUGGGAGCGCAUUCGCAGCCAAACAUAACCUGCCACCACACUUUAUCGGAGGCAAUCGUCUCGAUCUGGCACCCCCCGGAAAAGUGAAGGAUUUCGUUGCAAAGAACGAUGGACACUCAGUUAUUACUUCGGUCCUCAUUGCGAAUAAUGGCAUUGCUGCCGUCAAAGAAAUUCGAGAUGUACGAAAAUGGGCCUACAAUACGUUUGGAGACGAAAGAGCGAUUCAAUUUACGGUCAUGGCCACACCGGAGGAUUUAAGAGCAAAUGCAGACUAUAUUCGAAUGGCUGACCAAUAUGUUGAGGUUCCUGGAGGCACGAAUAACAACAAUUAUGCCAAUGUUGAGCUGAUCGUGGAUGUUGCAGAACGUAUGGGCGUCCACGCAGUUUGGGCAGGAUGGGGCCACGCUUCAGAAAACCCAAAACUGCCUGAAUCGCUUGCGGCAUCUCCCAAAAAGAUUAUUUUUAUUGGCCCUCCUGGUUCUGCGAUGCGCUCCCUCGGAGAUAAAAUUUCUUCGACGAUUGUUGCCCAGCACGCGGGGGUUCCUUGUAUCCCUUGGUCUGGAGAGGGUGUUGAUGAAGUUACAGUCGAUGUAAACGGGAUCGUGACUGUUGAACCACACAUUUAUGAAAAAGGCUGCACCCAUUCUCCGCAAGAAGGGUUGGAGAAAGCUCGGGCGAUUGGUUUCCCGGUCAUGGUCAAGGCCUCGGAAGGUGGUGGUGGAAAGGGUAUUCGAAAGGUCGAGAGAGAAGAGGAUUUCAUCAAUAUGUAUAAUGCCGCCGCCAGCGAGAUUCCUGGGUCACCGAUUUUCGUCAUGAAACUCGCAGGCAAUGCGAGACAUUUGGAAGUUCAGCUACUAGCAGAUCAGUAUGGUAACAACAUUUCCCUUUUUGGUCGGGAUUGUUCAGUCCAGCGACGACAUCAGAAAAUUAUUGAGGAGGCUCCUGUCACGAUUGCGAAACAAGAGACCUUCCAGGCAAUGGAACAAGCAGCCGUGAGACUCGGAAAGCUAGUUGGCUACGUUUCCGCCGGAACUGUCGAAUAUCUCUACUCCCAUGCGGAAGACAAGUUCUAUUUCCUCGAGCUAAAUCCCCGUCUCCAAGUCGAGCAUCCCACAACCGAAAUGGUCUCAGGAGUGAAUCUUCCCGCCGCACAGCUCCAGAUUGCCAUGGGAAUUCCCUUGCAUCGUAUUCGUGAUAUUCGUCUCUUGUAUGGCGUGGACCCUAACACCAGCUCCGAAAUUGACUUCCAUUUCACGAAUGAAGAAAGCACGAAAAUUCAACGUCGACCGAAACCUAAGGGUCACACCACUGCUUGUCGUAUUACCUCAGAGGAUCCCGGCGAAGGUUUCAAACCAUCCAGCGGUACAAUGCACGAGCUCAACUUCCGAAGUAGCUCAAAUGUCUGGGGUUACUUCUCUGUCGGCACCGCUGGUGGGAUCCAUAGUUUCUCCGAUUCUCAAUUUGGCCAUAUCUUUGCCUACGGCGAAAAUCGCUCUGCUUCACGCAAGCACAUGGUCGUCGCAUUGAAGGAAUUGAGCAUUCGCGGUGAUUUCCGGACCACCGUUGAGUAUCUCAUCAAGCUACUUGAGACUCCCGCCUUCGAGGACAAUACCAUCACCACUGGCUGGUUGGAUCAGUUGAUUUCGAAUAAACUUACAGCUGAGCGUCCCGACCCAAUGGUCGCUGUUAUCUGUGGAGCCGUUACCAGAGCUCAUCUCUCGAGUGAGUCGUGUAUCGCGGAAUAUCGGAAGGGUCUUGAGAAGGGUCAAGUACCUUCAAAAGAUGUCCUGAGAACAGUUUUCCCCAUUGAUUUUAUUUACGAAGGAUACCGAUACAAAUUCACUGCUACUAGAUCAAGCGACGAUAGCUAUCAUCUGUUUAUUAACGGGUCCAAAUGUUCUGUUGGUGUUCGGGCUCUAGCUGAUGGAGGAUUGCUCGUGCUCUUGAAUGGACGAAGCCAUAAUGUUUACUGGAAGGAGGAAGCGGCUGCGACCCGAUUGAGUGUUGAUGGCAAGACAUGUCUGCUUGAAGAAGAAAACGACCCUACGCAACUUCGUACCCCUAGUCCAGGCAAGCUUGUGAAAUAUACUGUGGAAAACGGAGAACAUGUUCGAGCUGGACAGCCAUUCGCUGAGGUCGAAGUCAUGAAAAUGUAUAUGCCCCUCAUCGCGCAGGAGGAUGGUAUCGUGCAACUCAUCAAACAGCCUGGGUCUACACUCGAAGCUGGGGAUAUCUUGGGUAUUCUCGCGUUGGAUGACCCUUCAAGAGUGAAACAUGCUCAGCCUUUCCUCGGGCAACUACCAGAGCUAGGUCCUCCUCAAGUUGUCGGCACCAAGCCACCACAGCGCUUCGGCCUACUCCACAACAUUCUGCUUGAUAUUCUUCGUGGGUUCGAUAACCAGGUCAUCAUGGGAGCCACCUUGAAAGAGUUGGUCGAAGUGCUGAGGAACCCCGAACUACCGUAUGGAGAGUGGAACGCCCAAGUGUCCGCCCUGCAUUCUCGCAUGCCACAGAAGCUUGACUCCCUCCUCACGCAGGUCGUUGAUAGAGCCAAGUCACGAAAGGCGGAGUUCCCAGCCAACCAAUUGAUGAAGACACUUACCCGCUUCAUUGAUGACAAUGUGAGCCCUGCCGAUGCCGAUAUUCUGCAGACAAGCCUCCUACCCCUCGUGGAUGUCAUCCGACGAUAUAGUGAGGGUCUGAAAGUUCACGAAUACAAAGUCUUCAUAGGAAUUCUUCAACAGUAUUGGGAAGUGGAGCACCUUUUCACAGGACGAAAUAUGCGAGACGAGGAUGUGAUCCUUAAACUAAGAGAAGAGAACAAAGAUGACAUCGACGGCGUCAUCCAAACCGUCUUAUCUCACAGCAAAGUCGGAGCCAAGAACAACUUGCUGCUCGCGAUUUUAGAUAUGUAUCGUCCAAAUAAACCAAACGCCGGCAACGUCGGGAAGUAUUUAAAACCCAUUCUGAAAAAACUAGCAGAACUGGAAUCUCGAGCUACUUCCAAAGUGGCAUUGAAAGCUCGCGAGGUUCUUAUCCAGUGCGCAUUGCCGUCUCUUGAAGAGAGAGUUGCUCAGAUGGAGCAUAUUUUACGCUCCUCAGUUGUGGAAUCCAAAUACGGAGAGACAGGGUGGGACCAUAGAGAACCUGACCUAAGCGUCUUGAAGGAAGUGGUUGACUCCAAGUACACCGUCUUCGACGUGCUUCCUCUUUUCUUUGGACAUCAGGAUCAAUGGGUAUCGCUGGCGGCGCUCGAGGUGUAUGUCCGCAGAGCUUAUCGGGCAUACUCACUGAAGGGAAUCGAAUACCACAACCAACAGGAGAGUCCAUUCUUUAUUUCGUGGGAUUUCAUCCUCGGGAAGACUGGCCACUCUGAGUUUGGAAUGGCAGCCGCUUCAACCCACCCAUCCACCCCAACCACUCCCACCACGGAAAGCAAUCCAUUCAAGAAAAUUAGCUCCAUUAGCGAUAUGUCGUACUUGGUCAACAAGGGGGUCAAUGAACCAAUGAGGAAAGGUGUCAUUAUUCCAGUCAAUUAUCUUGAUGAUGCCGAAGAAAUGCUCUCCAGGGCGCUGGAGGUCUUCCCUCGCUCAGAGCCACAGAAAAACAACGGAAACUCUCUCGGUUCCAAUUUGGCAGCAUUACGCAAACCACCUCGCCCUGAAACUGUCGAUGAGCUUACUGGAGUCUGCAACGUUGCUAUACGCGAUAUCGAGGACCUGGAUGAUACGGAGAUGGUCGCGCGCAUUACUAAACUUGUCUCCGAACUUAAGGAAGAGUUACUCGCUCGCCGAGUGAGAAGACUUACCUUUAUUUGUGGACACAAGGAUGGAACUUACCCCGGUUACUUCACGUUUAGAGGGCCUUCUUACGACGAAGACGAGAGUAUUCGCCAUAGUGAACCCGCCCUUGCAUUCCAGCUUGAAUUGGGAAGACUCUCCAAGUUCAAAAUCAAGCCCGUCUUUACAGAAAACCGAAAUAUCCACGUUUACGAAGCGAUUGGGAAAGGGCCAGAGAGCGACAAGGCUGUUGAUAAACGAUAUUUCACACGUGCUGUUGUUCGACCUGGGCGUCUGCGGGAUGAUAUACCCACGGCGGAGUAUCUCAUCUCUGAGGCCGAUAACUUGAUGAAUGAUAUCCUUGACGCGCUUGAAAUUAUUGGCAACAAUAACUCCGACUUGAACCAUAUUUUUAUCAACUUCACGCCCGUUUUCCCGCUUGAACCCGCUGAUGUUGAAAGAGCACUGGCAGGCUUCCUGGAACGCUUCGGUCGACGACUCUGGCGCCUUCGCGUGACCGGGGCUGAAAUUCGUAUCCUCUGUACGGAACCCACGACUGGCAUGGCCUAUCCCCUCCGUGUUGUCAUCAACAACACUUCCGGAUAUAUCAUCCAGGUUGAAAUGUAUGCUGAGCGGAAAUCCGAGAAGGGAGAAUGGAUAUUCCAUAGUAUCGGUGGCACCACUAAGAUCGGGUCCAUGCAUCUUCGUCCGGUAUCCACGCCUUAUCCUACAAAAGAAUGGCUGCAACCAAAGCGGUACAAGGCCCAUUUGAUGGGAACCCAAUAUGUAUACGACUUCCCCGAGCUUUUCAGACAAGCUUUCCAGAAUUGCUGGGUCAAGGCCGUUGGGGAGCACUCAUCGCUUGCCGACAAACGACCGGCUGUAGGCGACUGCAUUGAUUACGCUGAGCUCGUGCUUGACGAUACUGAUAACUUGAUCGAAGUGGUUCGCGAGCCGGGAACAAACACGCAUGGAAUGGUUGGUUGGAUGAUCACUGCCAGAACACCCGAGUACCCACGAGGUAGGCGCUUCAUCAUUAUCGCCAACGAUAUCACCUUCCAAAUUGGAUCGUUCGGGCCUCAAGAAGACAAAUUCUUCCACAAGUGCACGGAACUUGCGAGGAAGCUAGGAAUUCCACGGAUCUAUCUUUCUGCUAACUCCGGUGCUCGCAUCGGAAUGGCAGAGGAACUGAUGCGUCAUUUCUCGGUUGCAUGGAAUGAUCCCAAGCGGCCGGACGCUGGCUUCAAAUAUCUUUAUCUUACUCCAGAGGUCAAGAAGCGAUUUGACGAGAGGAAGACUAAGGAUGUCAUAACGGAGCUGGUCACGGAAGACGGUGAGGAAAGACAUAUGAUCACCACUAUCAUCGGCGCAGAAGAUGGCCUGGGUGUCGAGUGUCUGAGAGGUUCCGGCCUUAUUGCAGGCGCGACGUCCAAGGCUUACGAGGACAUCUUCACUAUCACGCUUGUGACCUGUCGCUCCGUUGGAAUUGGUGCUUACCUCGUUCGCCUAGGCCAAAGAGCGAUUCAAGUUGAAGGACAGCCAAUUAUCCUGACUGGAGCUCCUGCCAUUAACAAGCUACUUGGACGAGAAGUCUAUACAUCUAACUUGCAGCUGGGUGGAACACAGAUCAUGUACAAGAACGGUGUUUCCCAUAUGACGGCCAAUGAUGACUUUGAAGGCGUACAGAAGAUUGUCCAAUGGAUGUCGUUCAUCCCUGACAAGAAGAAUUCGCCCGUCCCUAUCCGACCAUAUUCGGACACAUGGGAUCGAGAUAUCGGUUAUUAUCCUCCCGCUAAGCAAACUUAUGACGUGAGAUGGCUUAUCGCUGGUAAGCAUGAUGAUGAGGGUUUCCUACCUGGCAUGUUCGACAAAGAUUCCUUUCAGGAAGCACUCGGGGGGUGGGCCAGGACUGUGGUUGUUGGACGCGCUAGGCUCGGUGGUAUCCCCAUGGGUGUCAUCGCAGUCGAGACCCGCUCCGUCGACACUGUCACGCCCGCUGAUCCUGCGAAUCCGGACUCGAUGGAGCUGAUUUCCACAGAGGCAGGUGGAGUUUGGUAUCCAAAUUCUGCUUUCAAAACCGCCCAAGCUCUCAAGGAUUUCAACUUUGGCGAACAACUGCCGGUCAUGAUCCUUGCCAACUGGCGAGGUUUCUCUGGCGGCCAACGCGACAUGUACAAUGAGGUUCUUAAGUAUGGUUCUUACAUCGUCGAUGCUCUUGUCAAAUACGAGCAACCUAUUUUCGUUUACAUCCCGCCACUCGGAGAACUACGCGGUGGCUCAUGGGUUGUGAUCGAUCCUACUAUCAACCCAGAACAGAUGGAGAUGUACGCUGAUGAGGAAUCUCGCGGUGGUGUUCUUGAACCUGAGGGUAUUGUCAACAUCAAAUACCGCAAAGACAAACAGCUGGAUACCAUGGCCCGUUUGGACCCGGAAUAUAGCGAGCUCAGAAAGGCCCUCAGCGACAAAUCCCUGCCUGCAGACCAACUGUCCAAGAUCAAAGCCAAGAUGACCGAAAGAGAAGAACAACUUCUCCCAGUCUAUAUGCAGAUUGCUCUGCAAUUUGCCGAUCUUCACGACCGCGCCGGCCGUAUGGAGGCAAAGGGAACCAUCCGUCAAGCUCUCCAGUGGAAGAACGCGAGAAGAUUCUUCUACUGGCGUCUCCGCCGCCGUCUCAGCGAGGAGCUCGUCCUAAAGCGCAUGGCGGCAACCGCCCCCCCCACCGGCAUGCGCAAUGGCGCUAUCCCAACCACCAGCCCCUCAUCUUCCCCUAGACCCGCUCCACCAACAACCCGCGAAAUCAAUCUCAACACGCUGAAGUCGUGGACUGGAAUGUUGGAUCGGGAGUUCGAUUUCAACGACCGAAAGGUUGCGCUGUGGUACGAAGAGAAUAAAAAGAAGGUCCUGGAGAAAGUCGAGGAGAUGAAGACGGAGGGUGUCGCAAUUGAAGUUGCACAGUUGCUCAUGGGUAAUAAGGAUGGUGGUCUGAAGGGUGUGCAGCAGGUGUUGAGCAUGCUUCCUGUGGAGGAGAGGGAGGCUGUGCUAAAAUACUUGGGGUCGUCAUAGGAAGAGUGAAAUGAGCAUGGUUGGGUUGGGUUGAGUGUGAAAUGAGCCAUGCUGCUUUUUUUGGGUGUGUUUUGAUUUAUGCAUGUUGUGAUAGAUGGAGGGGCGGCUUUGGCGAAGCAUAUGCGUAUUAUAUUUUUCUUUCUCAGUAAUAGUCAUAGGAUGUGGGAGUGUGUGGUUGUGUUUUUUCUUUCUUUUUUUGUCUUUCUUUUUUUUUCGAUAUUUUUGCAAUUUGGCUUUUAUUACAUUGUUUAGUUUGCUUCUCAUCACCUCAUUUCAUAGCUUCGCUGAUUGCUUUCCUUCGAUCUUCGUUUGUCUGCUUUUACUUUUACUUUGGUUUCGCUUCCCUAUAAAAUCAGCAGGGCAGCCCCCUCCCUAGAUGUUUCCCUGCUUUUUACUCUUUAUUUCUUGUAUUUUCUAGGACUAGAUUUCUGGUUUUCCAGUAUUUACACAUACAUAAUUCGAUAAUGUUUAUAUUUCUAGGAACUUUGAUUCAUUUUGAUGGGUUGACCCUCUAAUCUCAUGAUCUGAUAGGCCUCGGAUAGAAUCUAGACGGUGUGGGGUGGGUGUUUGAACGCUAGAGGAAAAUAUGUUUGCUCAUUCUCGUGAAUAGAAUGGUAAGAUAAAAGUAGAUAUGCAUGUUGCCUGGCCAUAAGACGGUUAAGCUGAAUAUGCAUAUAUAUAUGAAGACUGAAAGCAACAAGAUGUUAUAAUAUUACACUAAUUUGUUU